Messenger RNA from Mesocestoides corti, 1731 nucleotides. Lineage: Eukaryota; Metazoa; Platyhelminthes; Cestoda; Cyclophyllidea; Mesocestoididae. The record is from the annotation of a GenBank genome assembly.
AUGGAGGCAAAAGAUAGGUCAAUAACGGAAAAAUGUGGUGAAACGGAUACUAGUGACAAACGCAUCUGCGAUCACAUCCUGAAGGAACUGCCUGUUGUUCAACUAGGGAAAGUCUCAAAUUUACACAAUUGCAAAGAAUCGGAGAAGGAAUGGGCACGUCCAGCAGUUAGCUCUGAUGGAGAACUUGAUAAAGUUCCAGCCACCAACAAACUUCCAAUACAACCGCGUUGUCGUCGAAUCACAGAAAACCUGGCGAAAGAUGUUAGAAACGAGGAGGCCUGGAAUUGGUCCAUAAUGCGGCAGUGGGUGCGCGAAAUCGACCAAUCUGUCGAUGUACUAUCCGAGUCUAUUCGAGGUCUUCUCAACUCAAAUCCACAAGACAAGCUUGAUCAAGAACGGGCAUUACUCGACCAAGCAGAAAGUAUAAAGAGGGCUACGAGCGAGGUUACUAAGACAGACUUCCCAAGGCUUCUCCCCGACUGCAAUGGACGAUUUUAUGACUACGAUGAACAGAAAGUGAUGAUGGGCGCCGAACAGAGGGUAGAGACACAGCUAAUGCAAGCUGAAUUAAAUAAAACAAAAAUCGAACUGGAACAAGCCAAAGCAGAGCGUGAUGCUCAGGAAGCCGAGAUGCGACGCCUCCUGACAGUUCAAAAUUCCCUCGAAGCCCUUAAAGGUCACUUACAGCUUCAGCUGAGGCACAAGUCGGCGGAGUGUGAACGGUUGACGUCUCAGUUGCGCCAGAUGGAGACCAAACGCUUCGACGGACUUAAAGAACUCUCCGACAAGCUUGAGGCAGCGAUGGCCACAAUUGAUAAGCUGCGUCGGGAGCGAGAAAUCAUUAAGCGGGCCGCCAAAGGUCAAAAGAAAAGAGCCCAAAAAGCCGAAGCCAGACUGGGGGAAGUUGAGACGGAGAUCAACACACUGAGGACACGAUUUAACGAACCGGUCAACGAUAAAAAGUUUGCAGGGGACGAGGAAGAUGCUAGGGACAACUCAGAAGACUUGGGGGAGCCUUCUCUGGCCAGACCCACCGAGGCCGAUAAACAAGAAGAAAGUAAACACAGCACAGUUUCGCCUGCGAUGGUUGGAGAUGUUGUCACUCGGCUAGAAGAGCGUUUGGCAGUGGGCGUUGUCCUAUUUUCCAUGCCAGACGCCGCUGCGCGACUGGAGAACCGACGACUCCGUGAGCUGGCAUCCAGCUACGAGAAUCGCUUGGCCGUGGCGGAAAGAGAAAUCAACAAUCUGCAAGUGAACAUCUCGCAAACAGAGGACCGCCUCAGCGAGUACAGAAACGAGUCGAUGGAGCAGUGGAGACGAAUGCAGAAAGAGACACAGAAGCGUGAGAUGGGAGACGAACGUCCCGAAAAGUCACAAGCAACCUCCCCAAAAGAUGAACUCCACAAACAAGUGGCCACCGAUCCGCACAUUGGCGGCACCUCCAGAAUGGAGGAGAUCAUUGAGGACCUGAAGCGUCAGCUGACUCAGCAGCAAUUGGCCGCCAGUGAAGCGGAGCGCAUUUCAGCCUCGCGAUUGGCUGAGUUGCGCGCACAGCUCGCCCAAUCGGAUGCCGCAAACAGGAGUCUGCAAGCCUACCUGACCUUCCUUAAACGCUCCUACAGCAGCAUCUUCGAUGGAGACGGAGGAGCAACUAAUGUGCCGGCACAAGUGGGAAAUCAGCCCACCACCACCACCACCACCACCACCGCCCCCGCCACAGUUGAAUCCUGA